Messenger RNA from Mytilus trossulus (common blue mussel), 1362 nucleotides. Its product is annotated as growth hormone secretagogue receptor type 1-like. Gene Ontology annotation, molecular function: G protein-coupled peptide receptor activity. The transcript has a single exon. NCBI's taxonomy places the organism in Eukaryota, Metazoa, Mollusca, Bivalvia, Mytilida, Mytilidae. Gene Ontology annotation, biological process: neuropeptide signaling pathway. The record is from RefSeq and is a predicted model, not a curated record. The coding region runs from base 67 to 1242 and encodes 391 amino acids. Gene Ontology annotation, cellular component: plasma membrane.
UCGUUAAUACAUUACACGUCUUCAUUUGUUAUAACAAGUGUUUUGAAUAUCAGCAAAGAGAUUAAUAUGAAUAAUAACACUAUUCCAAAUAAUAUAACUUUAUCAGAAUGGAACAUGGAAAUAACGACCAGCCUAUUGCCAAAUAUCAUCAUACUUUCCGUUUAUCUUGUUCUUGGUAUUUGUGGAAACGUCUUUGUGUUGAUGGUGUAUGCAUUUCAAAUGAAGAAGGUAUCAGAUGAAAGACAUUUCAUUCCAAUUUUAGCUUUCUUUGACAUGAUAGCAACAUUAUAUCUUGGAGUUCAUUAUAUUGUUCAGUGUUUUUAUCAGACGACAUUUUCAAACAACAUUCUGUGCAAGACACUUGUGUUUUUUGUUGCAAAUACUACCUAUUACUCAGUUUUCAUAUUAUUUAUUAUUGCAAUUCAGAGAUACAUGAAACUUUGUAUGCUUCAAAAACCAUCUAUGUCGAUUUUGAUGAGAAGAACUGCAUUGUUUCUGGCCAUUCUCUUAUCCGCUCUGUUCGCUUUACCGUUACCAUUUAUAUACGGCACCAUUAAAUACCAAAGCACUGACUAUGGUAUCUCAGGAAUGAGGUGUGGAAGAUUAAAAGAAGGAAGUGGUGUCAUCAUGACUUUAUAUUCGAUUGGAUUUGGUAUGUACGUCUUCGUCUUAGUAACAACACUUAUCGUCAUUUACAGCAAAAUUCUAAAAACUGUGUUUCGUAACUUAAAGGAACACAAAAGUGACACCACUGGUUCUACGAAAGAAAUCGAAAAGACAGAUGGAGAUGGAAGUCGUCCUGAUAUUGGUUGUAAAGAAAUAGAGGUGAGCAUUAUAUCUGCAAAAGCAGCAAAACAGGCAAUGAUUCCCGAAACUUCGACAGAUUCUGUCGGACAGCACGUCAGUAGAAGCCCUGUAGCAAAUACUGUGGAAUCAGCUCUAUCCGGGAAACGAAGAACACGAAAUGAAAUAACUCGCAAAAUCACAAUUAUGUUUUUUAUCAUUACGACAGUAUUUGUACUUUGUUAUAUACCAAAGGUUACAAUUCUGUGUCUUGAAGGAAUCUACGAUGGGUUUUGGGAAAAUCUGUCCUCCUCGCUAAGACCUGCUGUGACGUUCCUGUAUCAUAUCUUCAUUAUCAAUAAUAUAGUAAACCCUUUGAUUUACGCUUUUAUGGACAUCGAGUUUCGUGAUAAUGCAGUAAUCUUUUUGAAACGCAUGUUUAAUUCGUGUAUGAAAUGAAAUAUCAAGAUGCAAACUUAAAUACGAUUUUUACAAACAAACAAAAAUCUCACCGUUCAGAACAAAUUGUAAAGAAGAUUGAUUCUAGUGAACAUAAUUAUAUUUGUUUUCAAUUCUUGA